Closterium sp. NIES-67 is the source of this 265-nucleotide messenger RNA. The record is from the annotation of a GenBank genome assembly. NCBI's taxonomy places the organism in Eukaryota, Viridiplantae, Streptophyta, Zygnematophyceae, Desmidiales, Closteriaceae.
UUUUGAAAGGAACAGUUGCAUGCUAAGCAGUUGAUGUGCGGAUUCUUCCAUCCAAAGGUAGAUUUUCUUGGCCAUAUUUUAUCUGCUUGUGGUGUUAGAACAGAUCAGAAAAAGAUCGCUUCAGUGCAGCAGUGGACAGCUCCUACCUCGGAUAAGGAACUGCAGAGCUUCCUUGGGUUCACAAACUACUACCACCAAUUCGUUCAGGGUUACGACCUACUUCAUAAGGGCACAUAAUUCUUUUGGGGUCCAGCACAGCAAAAGG